Anguilla anguilla (European eel) is the source of this 1806-nucleotide messenger RNA. Its product is annotated as rab-like protein 3. Gene Ontology annotation, biological process: intracellular protein transport. Gene Ontology annotation, cellular component: endomembrane system. Gene Ontology annotation, molecular function: GTPase activity. The record is from RefSeq and is a predicted model, not a curated record. Lineage: Eukaryota; Metazoa; Chordata; Actinopteri; Anguilliformes; Anguillidae. Bases 82 to 783 code for a protein of 233 amino acids. The transcript has 8 exons.
UGUUACACAUCAUGUAAGAAGAAGAGUGAGCUAUCACGUACAGUGUGUGCUUCCGGGACAACGUCGUAAUGUUUAUGAAAAAUGGCUUCUCUUGAUAGAGUUAAAGUACUGGUUUUGGGUGAUUCAGGUGUUGGGAAGUCGUCUCUUGUGCAUUUGUUGUGUCAAAAUCAAGUUCUGGGCAACCCAUCCUGGACAGUGGGUUGCUCAGUUGAUGUGCGGGUCCAUGAUUACAAAGAGGGAACUCCAGAUGAGAAGACAUUCUACAUUGAAUUAUGGGAUGUUGGAGGAUCCGUGGGCAGCGCCAGCAGUUUGAAAAGCACCCGAUCAGUUUUCUACAACUCUGUCAAUGGCAUUGUAUUAGUCCAUGACCUAACAAACAAGAAAUCCUCUCAGAAUCUGUACCGCUGGUCAUUAGAGGCCUUAAAUAAAGAUUCGUCACCCACAGGAGUUCUUGUCACAAAUGGUGACUACGACAGAGAGCAGUUCGCUGAAAACUCCCUCCCCUUGCUUGUGAUCGGGACCAAGUUUGACCAGAUCCCGGAGAACAAGCGCAAUGACGUGCUGAAGAGAACUGCCUUCCUGUCCGAAGACUUCAAUGCAGAGGAGAUAAACCUGGACUGCACAAACCCACGGUACUUUGCUGCAGGCUCAUCAAACGCUGUGAAGUUGAGCAGAUUCUUUGACAAGGUCAUAGAGAAGAGAUACUUCACUAAAGAUCCAAAUCAGAUGACUGGCUUCUCAGACAGGAAGCGCUUCAACUUCAAGAGCCUGCACUACGACUGAGCGACAUGCCAGGGGCGGACUGUCCACCUUCCCCAAAGGAGCAACCAAGAUAGGGAAACACUGUCAGGAAACAGACUGAAACAUGGAAGCUAGCAGACUGACCAAUGAAGACUCCAAUCCUGUAUGCACCACAGACGCACUCUAAUUGGAUACUAACCCCCUUUCCCCUCAGUGCCAAUGAGACGCUGUCACUCCGUACAAAUGUCUGGAAUCACUGUGGGAAAGGAGCUUUUGUACAGUAUGAAUGCAGCACUGGGGAAUGGGGGCACGGGUUAGUGGCAUUUCUGCUGAACUCUGCUGCCGAUUGGUGGAGGCCCUGCUUGGGUGUGAAGGGAAGUAAUAGCACCACAUGGGGUUACAUCAUACCCAGACCAGUGGCUUUAACCAAUCAAAUUGCCUUUUAAGAGAACCUCAAACCUGGUAAGGAUGAGGAGUUAUGUUUCCGUAAACCCCCUAAUGGCUGGAGAUGCAAAGAGCCAUCAAUUACUGACUUUAAUUCAAUCAAAACACGUUUGUCUACACCAAAUAAUUCACAGUGAGUGGUGAGUUUAAUGCUUCAGGUGAAUCCCUAUAACGUUUAAACUUGCAGUCUGUGUGGAAUGUGUUAACGGGCCAGAGCCCUUUGAACCCAGUGGCCUUUCUGACUCUCUCAGGGGAGAAAAUGAAUGUAUGGGUAAUGGUUUUGCAAACGCAGCCAUUUCUGUUGAGUUUCUUCUUUCAUUCGUCAUCCUCAAUCGGGUCUCUUUAUGGGCAUUCAGCUAAACCACGGUCUUGGUUUUCCAAGCAUUGCACUAUAUCGGAUGCAUACUCUUAAGUCCAGGAUAUUAUACAUGUAGGUCUAGAUCUGACCUAUACAUAUACAGGUCUAUACAUCUGAUAAGAGGUGGCUUUAUACUGUUUACUAUGUUUAAUCAAAGUAAAACUUGAAUGGAGAGCUGUAAAUGAGCCAGCACUGUCUUUACUAUUGUGAUUAAUGGGGUUGAUUUGCUGGUAUGUUUGUAUUAAAGAUUUAUAAAUAAAUCA